This is a messenger RNA of Letharia lupina, 567 nucleotides long. RefSeq lists its product as uncharacterized. The record is from RefSeq and is a predicted model, not a curated record. The coding region runs from base 1 to 567 and encodes 188 amino acids. NCBI's taxonomy places the organism in Eukaryota, Fungi, Ascomycota, Lecanoromycetes, Lecanorales, Parmeliaceae. The transcript is spliced from 2 exons.
AUGGCUUUUCUCGGCGCAUGGGACCUACAAGAAAAAUCCAAGCUCUUGUCAUUUGCAAAGAAGACCACAGGCAAAGAGGAGAGGGCCAGAGCAACUGCUGCUGAGCAAGCUAAUCCCAAUGAGCGAAACCCUCCUUCUUGCAGAUAUUCGAUAGUACAAACCUCCUUGAAAGUAUACAAUCCCUAUGAUACUCGCUUGACUUCUGCACGUACCGGGGAAUUCCGGGUUCCAUUGCUUUUCAGGCGGGGCACAAGCGGUGAUAUCACUUACGAUAUCAAUAAUAGUGUAGACAACCACGAAAACAUUGAUGCCAUGGAGGAAAUGUCUUCGCAUACGACCCGCCGCGUUUCCCAGCAAACGAAGAAGCAGGAGGCUGAUCGAAAUCUUGGAGACGGCGCUGCCGACGAGGAUGGGCAUUUCCAAGGCAAAGUUCCAUUUCUGUACCCCAAUUUGUUGUUGCGGCGUCAAGUGAAUGACAUGCUGGCCAAAGCCUUGGGAUACUUGCACGCCGUUGAUACAGAGGGCGACGAUACAGCAGAUCUGUUCGAGCGUUAUUCGUAUGAGUGA